UUUAGGCGUUUGUACAACUCCAUCAUUCAUGCAGAUCCACGGUAUCAGGUGUACCCCUGAUUAUGAUACGGAGACAGAAGAUACAAAGGACUACACUUACGGUUGGGUCCCUGUGAAAGAAAAUGUUUCUUGGAAUGACGUCACCAUAUCAUAUCAAUAUCACGAGAAUAGCGACAAGGAGACGACCACGUACACAGGACAUUUCGGAACCUAUGGUAGCGGUGGAUAUCUCAUUGAUUUGGAUAUUACGCCUGCAAAGACAACAUAUCUCGUUAAUAGUUUAAAAAAUGGUACAUGGCUUGAUGAAAGAACCCGCGUCCUUUUCAUAGAAGCAUGUCUCGUAAACAGAAACAACAUGUUGUUUACCCAAGUCCAAAUCAUGUUUGAAUUUCCAGGUACAGGCGGAAUAUUCACGAAAACAACGGUUGUAUCGUCCAAUCUCUACCAAUAUACAAACACCUUUGAUUAUAUCAUUCUGUUCCUACAGGUAUUGUUUGUAAUCACCAUUUUUGUGCGGUUCCUGUUUGUGGUUAUAAAUGCUAUGAAAACUAGAUGCCAUUCCCUUAUAACAACAAGCCAAGUCAUUGACAUGUUCCAUCUUGGAGUUUCCGUCACCGCCAUUGUGUGUCUCGUCAUGAGAUUGACCAGCACGAUUGCCGUUCUCAACACACUUAGAAUUGAUACGGGAUUUUACACGUCCUUUGGACGGGUCUUUCAAUGGGAUGAAUAUUACUCUAUAUCACUGGGCAUGACCACAUUUGUCGCUAUCCUCGAUCUACUCAAACAUUUGUCAUUCAACUAUCACAUCUUCCUGAUGUACAGAACAAUUUUGACUUUUCGGUCUGAACUUUUUCAGUUUACAAUAGCUCUUUCAGUCCUGAUUGUGGGAUUCGCGUGUCUGAUCAACCUGAUGUAUGGCCACACAGAAAGCGCCUUCAGAAGCAUACCAAUCGCGAUCCAGACUCUGUUUCGAAUGACAAUCGGAAUGAUAAAAUUCCGUAAUGACAUCCAGGUGGUAGUUAUAGGUAUAUUAAUUACAUUUGCGGUAUAUGCGUUGGUCGCCACCGUUUGCUUUGUCAACCUUUUCGUGAGUUCACUGGACUAUAAAUUAACACAUAUUAAACAGCUUAUCAAAGACGGGUUGACAACGUUCGACUGGCAUUUAAGUGGUCACUUUUGGAAUAGACUUGCAAACCUGUUCACCAUAUGUGGAGCUACAAGACCAAACAAACGAGGAAAGAAAGAUCAUUCAUGUGGAAUCAAUCUACAAAAGGGAGAAUUAAGCUUCUGCAGAUUCCUAACGAAUGUUAUGCGACGGUUUGGAGAAGACACCGAUUUAGAAAGAACAGCCCUACAUAGAGUUUUGCUACAGUUGAAACGCAUAUGUAGACGCAGGGCGACACCUAACGGAACACAGUACAGAUAUUCUACUGACUGGGCAAGGGAAGAUGACACGUUGAUCAUUGAGUUCCUUUGUGACACGUUAAACUGUAGAAUACACGUUGACUGUUAUACGUCAUCUGAAGCUGGCCGACAGGGACUUGUACCGUACGGUAACGCCACCGAGCCACUCAGCAUGCUGUUUAAAAUCAACCUGUCUAACAGAGGUCGUGGACGUACAAACACAAAGAACAAUGGCGUCACGGAUGGCAGACACUCGCCGUGUUUUGUGAUGAUCAAAGUACCUGCCCGCCUGUUGUCGUGUCGACCUACGUUCCUCAUCAUGUACAGCGGUAACCUUGGUGACUGGUGCCAAUAUACAGCCAAUCAUGGCAUUAAAAACGAAGGGGAGGUAUAUUUGUCCGCUACCGCCUCAUGUUGCCCACAGUACGUUAUGGCUGUAACCUCUGACCUUUGGCCUGGUAUUCCACCUGUCAUACAGCAGGACAAUGCCAUAGAAUACGUCCUUACUAAACAGGGUGAUGUCUUCUACCUUCCUGGACUGUGCAAUAAAAUAGUAUUCAUGUUUCCUAAGGACAGUGUCACGAUAGAUACAGACAUCACGAUAUUGUUGGAGCCUGGUGAGAAAUUCCCCAUACUACAUGUCGUGGCCGGUGGUGACGUAUCAGGACCGAUCACAGUCCAGUUCAGGAGGAAAAGACACUACCAACCGCAAACCGGCGAUGUCCCAGAAAUUAAACUUCUGACAAAAGUAGGAGACAUGGAAUGGAAAGAAGGAAUUCCCGGUACACAGACCUACCCAAGUGACUUGAGCGUCCAGAUCGAUUGUCUUCGAAGAGGCGUGAAGACAUCCAUCACGGCAUGUGAAUCCAACUACGUCAUCAUGUUGCACAGAAAUUCAAAUAGAUAUCUCGAACACGAGAUUGAAAUCCUUUCUGCAGUACACAGAAAAAAUAUCCCAACGCAGCAUUGGCGUCAAGUCGGACGUAAUCUUGGACUGUCACAAGAGAAGCUGACGCAAAUCGAAAUGAAGAAACCGAGGACUCUCGAGGAAAAGACUUGCAUUGUAUUGCAUGAAUGGUUGAAGCAAAAUCGAGGAAGGGGUCUUUACGAAAUCCGCGAGACCUGGAUGUGAUUUUAGAUUUUGUAUGUUUUCUAUUCCUUUCCGUACAAUAUGACUUUAAAAAGACGUUUGAAGUCGCUUGAAGUGUUUUUUUUUUGUUUUUUUGUUGUUGCAUGUUGUCUUUGAAUAUGUAAAAAAGUUGAUAUUGUUUUAAUUGAAAUAUGUUUAAUACAACACCAGAAUUAGUUGCACCAUUACUAAUCAUAAAUGUCAAACUAAUAUGGUUCAAAUGUUGAAACCCUAAUCAAAGUCAAUAUUGACAAGCUUAGCCUUUCUCACAACUAUAAUUGCAGGAAAUCUACUGACAAACACUAAUUUAGGCGGUAUGGGGGGCAGUGUUUAUAAAAAAAACACCUAUUGUAUUUCUAUUUCUUUUCAUUAAUAACAUGUACAUUUUUUGUAUCGCUUACCAAAUUAAUUAAUAAUUUCCCGAAGUAGUUUACGAGUUUAAAGAAAAAGGCGAAUCAGACUUGUCUUGGUGAAUACUGUCCAAUAUAUCAUUUAGCUGCUCAAAGGGCAAUGGGAGUGACAAGGUGACACGCACUCCGUCUCUAUCGCCACAAUGACUUAAAGGGACAAUAAUAAAUUAAUCAAUUUGCAUUUAGAC
Messenger RNA from Pecten maximus, 3131 nucleotides. RefSeq lists its product as uncharacterized. The record is from RefSeq and is a predicted model, not a curated record. Bases 29 to 2536 code for a protein of 835 amino acids. Gene Ontology annotation, biological process: signal transduction; detection of mechanical stimulus. The transcript is spliced from 13 exons. Gene Ontology annotation, molecular function: protein binding; calcium channel activity. NCBI's taxonomy places the organism in Eukaryota, Metazoa, Mollusca, Bivalvia, Pectinida, Pectinidae. Gene Ontology annotation, cellular component: membrane.